CAGGCCGAGCGCUCGGAGCUGCAGGGGCGCAGCGGAGUCCCCAGGCAGCUGCUGAUUGAGAUGGAGCAGGCGCACCACCACAUGGCCUACUGCCAGUACAUCGCCGAGGACGCCCAGCAGCACCUCGGGGUCCUCACCCGCCAGCGCGAGGAGAUGGACCUCAUGGUGCAGAAGAUCGAGGCGGAGAAGGAGGCGAAGGCCAAGGAGGUGCAGGCCCAGAAGGAGUCCGAGAGCCAGCAGGCCCGCGGCAGGGACGAGGAGAUGGAGGACCAGGCCUUGCUGCUGAUGCAGACAGGCUCUGAGAUACAGCUGGGCAGGAACCUCGAGCAGACCUGGAAAGACCACAUGGCCGGCGGCAAGGACAAGGGCAAGAAGGACGCCAAGGGCAAGGCCUCCAGGGAUGCGCCCAUCCGGGCUGACGCCGUCGAGGCCGCGUUCGACCAGCUCCGCGGUGAGGGCGAGGCGGGGGAGGAGCAGCACUCGCUCUCGCUGCAGGACGUCGACCAGGACCAGGGCGGAACUGGGAGGCGCGGCAGGAGGGGCAAGAAGGACAAGAAGAAGGACAAGAAGGGCAAGAAAAAGGAUAAGAAGCACAAGAAGCGCGGCCGGGAAGAGUACGACGACGCGAAGGAGGGCGAAGAGUCUGGCGCCGAGCACGCCGAGCCCACGGAGCGCUCCAACCGCGACCUCUUCGACGACGGCCCAGCGGAGCCCAUCCUGCCCACGGCCGACGCGAACGAGCCCGUGGAGGGCGACUCGGACGAGGUGGAGGACCGCAAGGAGAAGAAGCACAAGAAGGACAAGAAGGGCAAGAAGGACAAGAAGGACAAGAAGGCCAAGAAGGAGGCGAAGAGAGCCCGGCUGGACAAGGAGGACCAGGAGGCGGAGCAGGAGCUGUUCGGCGGCGAAGACGGCGGCAGAGACAUGGAGGAGGAGCUGUUUGGCGGGGCGUCGGACUGACCAGUCGGCGCCGCCCGCGCCCAGCCCGAGGUGGCUGCCUUGCAGGGGGAGAGGCUUGCUGGUGAGGGUGGG
This is a messenger RNA of Prorocentrum cordatum, 1032 nucleotides long. NCBI's taxonomy places the organism in Eukaryota, Dinophyceae, Prorocentrales, Prorocentraceae. The record is from the annotation of a GenBank genome assembly.